Molecule: messenger RNA, 2533 nt
Organism: Carya illinoinensis
Lineage: Eukaryota; Viridiplantae; Streptophyta; Magnoliopsida; Fagales; Juglandaceae
Product: probable protein S-acyltransferase 4
Exons: 7
Coding region: 791-2164 (457 amino acids)
Biological process (GO): peptidyl-L-cysteine S-palmitoylation; protein targeting to membrane
Cellular component (GO): Golgi apparatus; endoplasmic reticulum
Molecular function (GO): protein-cysteine S-palmitoyltransferase activity
Source: RefSeq, a predicted model, not a curated record
GAGCUGGCCGUGAUUGCACGUUUGGUAAGCUGCCGGUCUUAGUUUACUAGGCUGUAGUGUGUCUGCGAGGAAUUGGAAGUUGGAACAUCCGCCGCCCAACUCAUGGUUGCCAGCCUUUUAGAAGAAAGAAAUAGGAAAAUAAAAUAUAGUUUUUGAGACAGGGAGAGAGAGAUUUAUACAAACUCCAAGAAGUAAGGGACGGAAAGUGAGAAUUUUUUUGCUUGGCAUUAUCCGUCUGAAAAAAAAAAAAAAAAAAACAUUUUUGGGUGAGAGGAGAGAUAGCUGGAUUUGUUAUUCGUAGAUCAAACAAUAUUUUUCUGUCUCCCUCUCUUUCUCAUCACCUGUUUUUCUAACCCCCACUACAGGAUCACCAUCCCAUCAAGUAAAUUUGUAUUUCUUGCGGAGAUAUUUGGGGGCUGGUCUGGUAAUGCAAUGGAUGGGGUGGAAAAGAAAGUGGGGCUCUGAUAAGAACGAGGUUUUCUUUGGUUUGGAACAGAAAUUCUAAUCUUUGUUCUGGGUUGUUUUUCUUCGUGGUGAGUGUAUGGAUUCGAGUGAUAAACCCAAGAGGCUCUACAAAGUUUGGAAGGGAAGCAAUUUAGGGAGCUAAGUAUAUGGGUGAUUGGGGGACAACAAACAAAUGGAAGAGUCGACGCGGUUUCUAUUGAUUAUUAUCUUACCACGCUACCAAAGCAUAACUAGGACAUUGCAGCAUGAUUUGUUCACCAGAAGAAAAAAAGGGAAAGAAGAGUAAAUCUUAAAGUUUUCUGUUUUAGUUUGUCAAGGCCCAAGGAUGGGAGAAAAGGAAUGGAAGUGUGAAAAAAUAGCUGGUCCAAAUUUUCGUUUGGGAAUAAGUAAAUUUUUAUGUGGUGGGAGAUUGAUAUUUGGUCCUGAUGUGGCCUCUCUUUUUCUAUCCAUGUUCCUUAUCGGAGGCCCUGCAAUUGCUUUCUGUAUAAAUGUAUAUCUUAAGAUCAAAGAUGACAACGACAAGAACCAUGGACUUUGGUGUUCUGUGUUGUUUGUGGGCUCAAUUCUAACUGUUUUGGAUUUAACAUUUCUCUUCUUGACCUCUGGAAGAGAUCCUGGAAUAAUCCCUAGAAAUUCAAGGCCUCCAGAGUCAGAUGAAGCAUUUGAAGCAACUACACAAUCUAUGGAGUGGGUUAAUGGUAGAACCCCUCACAUGAAACUUCCCAGGACGAAAGAUGUGAUUGUGAAUGGUCACACUGUCAAAGUGAAAUACUGUGACACUUGUUUGCUCUACCGCCCACCUCGUAGUUCGCAUUGUUCCAUCUGCAACAAUUGUGUCCAGAGAUUUGAUCAUCACUGUCCAUGGGUUGGUCAGUGCAUUGGAUUACGUAACUAUCGGUUCUUCUUCAUGUUCAUUUCAACAUCAACCAUCUUGUGCAUACAUGUCUUUGUGUUUUCUUUGAUCAGCAUUCUUAAAAAGGAUGCCAAUGUUUUGAAGGGUAUGCGACACGAUAUCCCAUCAGAUUUUCUCAUAGUCUACUGCUUCAUAGCUGUCUGGUUCGUCGGUGGUCUUACAGUUUUCCAUUUCUAUCUGAUUUGCACAAACCAGACAACGUAUGAAAACUUCCGUUACCAAUAUGAUAAGAAUGAGAACCCAUACAACAAGGGAAUGAAGAAAAACCUCAGAGAAGUUUUAUUCUCUAAGAUUCCGCAUUCUGUGAAUAAAUUCCGAUCAUUUGUGGAGGACGACGGACAUGCGGUUGUGGCAUUUGUGACUCCAAAUCUUGGGGAAGCUACUAUUAGCCCAAAGGAGAAAAUUGACAUUGAAAUGGGAACUAGGCGUGCAGAGAGCAGUGGUUUCUCGCUUCCAGAAAUUUUGCGAAAUUUGGACUAUGAUGAUUUGGAGGAGAAUAUGAAGAGUAUGGAGGAAGAACAAAGACCUGCUAUUGAUGCUUUGCCUGUUCAGCAGGAAUCAAAACAAUUUGUUCAAAGUUCCAUUGGUGAAGAUGGAGUGACAGAAUUCAUGCAAAACUCAUUAAUUGCAGAUGAAGUGACAAUGUCUAUUCAAAUAUCCUCUUCUGGUGAUGGAGCUGUAGAAUCUGACCAAAAGUCUGUAGCUGUCAAUGGAACUAAAGCAGUCGAGGAAACUGAUGAAGGAAAUAACCCGCACCAAACCAUAACACCAGUUUUCCAAGCAUAGAGGACAUUCUUCUGUGGCUUGUACAUCUAGAAGCAGACAAGGAUAUCUGUCUUUCUAGGAUUGUGAGUUCCCAAAUGCAGAGGUUAAAAUGAUGCGCAGGAAUGUUAAUUUUGCUGGAAAAGAAGAGGAGAUUGAUCCAUAGGCUUUUUCGUCAGUUAAGGUUCCACCUCUUCUGACUAAUGAUUGUAAAGUGUUGUUGGUUGUAAAGAAAGAAAAGGAAAGAUAAUACCAUUUGUAUUGAAAGAACACCCGAGAAAAUUCUCUCAGACGCUCUCUGAUUUUUUGAGGAACUUAGCGCACCUCCAUAAGUUUCUCUUUUUUGAAAGAAUUCUUAACGUCAACUAUAAAUUCUGUAAUUCCCAGCUAAAA